AUGGAGCAGCACCGGGCACCGGAGCUGGUUCUCGCUUACAUGUUGGACGAGAGUCAGCCGCUUGGAGCACCGGUGGACGUCGUGGUCAACCCCAGGUCCGAGGGGAUGUGGCCCGCCGCCUCGUGCCCCCUCCAGCCAAAGCUCGCGACGCCCGGGGAUGCCAAUUGCAAAGAAGGGACGACACCCGCGUCCUUCUUGUCCCCUUUUGUGCCGACUCCUGCGGGUGGAUAUGCGGGGGAAGAGUCAGCGCUGGAAGAGUCAGCGCUGCCCGAUCCGGGCCACGAUCUUUCGAGCUUGAGCUGCGACUCGGUCAUCUUGCCCGCGUCCCCUAGAGAUUUGCACUUGGAUGCUCGAUAUAUGGCCAAUACCUGGUCCUAUGAAGCGCCUCCGAACAUGUACGCGCUGUGGACCCCUCCCCCCGGAUCCCUCCACAUGGAGAUCAUGCCCGGGGGAACGGCGCUCGUGAUGCAUCCAUGUAUGCACCUCCAAGGCCAUCAACAUGGGCAAUUCCAGCACCCUCACCAUCAGCAGCUGCUGGAUCAGCCACUGGAACCUGGUCUACCGCUUCAAAUGUCGCCGAUCCACGACUCUGGGGUCUCAUCCCUGCUGUCCGUAUCAGGAACGCCAGCCUUCAUGACUCCUUAUCCGGUAAUGAUGCAGCAGCCGGCUCACGGAUCCGUACCCAAUCCUGGCUUUUCUACGACACCCACGGCAGUGAAUCUAAGUGAUAUUAUGGUGUCAGGUGAUCUGAGCAUGUUCCUCGCACCGAACGGCAGCCCAACACGCCUGACAAAGCAGUAUGUGAGACCCAAAUUGCACACUGGCGGCGCGGGUAACGUGAAGAAUCUCACGCUGAAUGAGUUGCGUCCGCACUUUAACAAGCCAAUGGCAGUGGUUGCCAAGGAACUGGGUGUGUGCAUCACACUGAUGAAGAAGAUAUGUCGACGCAACGGACUCGUGCGCUGGCCACAUCGACGUAUUCGCAGUCUCGUGAAUCGCAUCUCGUCAUUGCAAAUACUGUCAAGUACUGCUGCAACUAUUGAGCGCAAGCGCUUCCUGGCACAAAUUGCGGGACUGCGCGAAGAACUGUCAACAGUGAUUCAAAAUCCGAACGAAAAGAGUCACAAGGCUCGAAGUGAAGUCCUCCAGCAGCCUGUUAAAACGGAAAAGGUGUUGUCUAAGGAGAUCAGGAAUGAACUACUCACUGCUUUAACGACGGACGAGAUCGUGGGUCAAGCCGGAUCAAAUGAGAAUGGAAUGAAGUCCCACGAGAAUGGAGGGAUAGAAUCGGUCAAGGUCAGGAAAGCACAAAAAGGGGUCAAAGCAGCAGGUAAAGCUUCUGUAAAUAAGCUCACGGGACGUGACAGAGUCCGAACAAAGAAACGCAAACCGUCAUUCGGUCUCCAUGCGCACCAACCUCCGCCGAUUAAGAUACCGCGACACGACGAGUUGCCAUCCAUAAGCCGCUUACGCAGCCAAAGUGUGCCUGAGAGAAAGCUGCGUGGAGAUCGACGAUAUGGGCGGGGACGCGAUAUAUAUACUGGUAACAGCUGCAUCGGUGCACGUCCCUCCACCACAACUCAUCGCAACGGCAGGCGCGGUUCCAUUUCGUCCAUUUUAAACGGUAUUCCCGAGUGA
Messenger RNA from Peronospora matthiolae, 1638 nucleotides. Lineage: Eukaryota; Oomycota; Peronosporomycetes; Peronosporales; Peronosporaceae. The record is from the annotation of a GenBank genome assembly.